Pseudophryne corroboree (corroboree frog) is the source of this 4322-nucleotide messenger RNA. Its product is annotated as oocyte zinc finger protein XlCOF22-like. NCBI's taxonomy places the organism in Eukaryota, Metazoa, Chordata, Amphibia, Anura, Myobatrachidae. Gene Ontology annotation, biological process: regulation of DNA-templated transcription. The coding region runs from base 202 to 2271 and encodes 689 amino acids. Gene Ontology annotation, molecular function: DNA-binding transcription factor activity, RNA polymerase II-specific; RNA polymerase II cis-regulatory region sequence-specific DNA binding. The record is from RefSeq and is a predicted model, not a curated record. The transcript is spliced from 5 exons.
UACACAGUAGUGAAGAAGACAUUCUGUAAGUAUGAGACACCCAGCAGCCGUCCUCCUGUGUCAGGAGGACUAAGCAGGACAUAGAGCCCCAUCACAGUGCAUCCACCUCACUCACUGAUACAUGAGAGACACAGUGACCAGAAGAUCCUGGAACUCACCAACAAGAUCAUUCAGCUCCUGAUAGGAGAGGAGGGGGAGUAUAUGGAAGAACACAGGGGUCUAUACAAGGACGUGAUGAUGGAGAAUCACUGGCCCCUCACAUCACUCGAUGGGCCCAGUAACAGUGAUACCCCAGAGAGAUGUCCCCAUCCUCUGUAUUCCCAGGAUUGUACAGAGGAGAAUCACAGGAUCCCACAGGAGGAUCAGGUAGAACGUCUGUCUGAUAUUAAAAUAGAAGAUAUAGAGGGAGAAGAAGAGACGUAUGUGACUGAUAUAAAGGCAGAAGAUAUAGAGGGAGAAGAAGAGACGUAUGUGACUGAUAUAAAGGCAGAAGAUACAGAGGGAGAAGAAGAGACGUAUGUGACUGAUAUAAAGGCAGAAGAUACAGAGAGAGAAGAAGAGAUGUAUGUGACUGAUAUAAAGGCAGAAGAUGUAGAGGGAGAAGAAGAGACAUAUGUAACUGAUAUAAAGGCAGAAGAUGUAGAGGGAGAAGAAGAGACGUAUGUGACUGAUAUAAAGGCAGCAGAUAUAGAGGGAGAAGAAGAGACGUAUGUGACUGAUAUGAAGGCAGAAGAUAUAGAGGGAGAAGAAGAGACAUAUGUGACUGAUAUAAAGGCAGAAGAUAUAGAGGGAGAAGAAGAGACGUAUGUGAGGGGUGAUCAGCAGUGUAAGGAGGAGGAAAUCCCUACAUAUAUCAGCACAGCAGAUGGACACACAAGCAGGAAUAUCUCCGAAGGACAUCUAAUGUUAUCCCCGGAUUGUGACAUAAAAGAUAAUGACAGUAGACAGGAUUCUCCAGGAGAUAACCCCAUUACCCCAAUUAUACAUCCAGCUCUAUCAGCUGAUCCCCCUGAUCCUGGGAAAUGUUCUCCUGAUCACUCUGAUAUUGGUGCAUCUGUUACAGCACUGACAGUAGAUACAGUGUUUCCCUGUUCUAUAGAUGCCAAAUGUUUUACACAAAACACAAAGCCUAUUACCCAUCAGACAGGUAAGGCAGGUGAGAGGCCAUUUCCAUGUUCUAAGUGUGGGAAAUGUUUUGCACAGAAAUCAUCUCUUGUUAUACAUGAGAGAAGUCACACAGGUAAGAAGCCAUUUUCAUGUUCUGAGUGUGGGAAAUGUUUUACAUCCAAAUCAUAUUUUGUUAUACAUCAGAAAACUCACAUAGGUGAGAGUCCAUUUACAUGUUCUGAGUGUGGGAAAUGUUUUACACGUAAAUCACAUCUUGUUCAACAUGAGAGAAGUCACACCGGUGAGAAGCCAUUUUCAUGUUCUGAGUGUGGGAAAUGUUUUACACGGAAAUCACAUCUUGUUCAACAUGAGAGAAGUCACACCGGAGAGAAGCCAUUUUCAUGUUCUGAAUGUGGAAAACGUUUUUCACACAAGUCUUGUCUUGUUAUACAUGAGAGAAAUCACACCGGAGAGGGGCCAAUUUCAUGUUCUGAGUGUGGGAAAUGUUUUGCACAGAAAUCAACUCUUGUUAGACAUGAGAGAAGUCACACCGGAGAGAAGCCAUUUACAUGUUCUGAGUGUGGGAAAUGUUUUUCACUAAAAUCAAAUCUUGUUCAACAUGAAAGAAGUCACACUGGAGAGAAGCCAUUUUCUUGUUCUGAGUGUGGAAAAGGUUUUUCACACAAGUCAUAUCUUGUUAUACAUGAGAGAAGUCACACCGGAGAGAAGCCAUUUUCAUGUUCUGAGUGUGGAAAAGGUUUUUCACACAAGUCAUAUCUUGUUAUACAUGAGAGAAGUCACACAGGUGAGAAGCCAUUUGCAUUUUCUGAGUGUGGAAAAGGUUUUUCACACAAGUCCUAUCUUGUUAGACAUGAAAGAAGUCACACAAGUGAGAAGCCAUUUUCAUGUUCUGAGUGUGGCAAAUGUUUUAUACGGAAAUCACAUCUUGUUAGACAUGAGAGAAGUCACACAGGUGAGAAGCCAUUUUCAUGUACUGAGUGUGGGAAAGGGUUUAUACAAAAAUCACAUCUUGUUCGACAUGAGAGAAGUCACACUGGAGAGAAGCCAUUUACAUGUUCUGAGUGUGGGAAAGGUUUUAUACGGAAAUCACAUCUUGUUCAACAUGAGAGAACUCACAGAGGUGUGAAGCAAUUUGCAUGCUGAGUGAUUAAUAAAUCAGCUCUUGUUGGACACAGUAGACAUCACACAAGUGGUGAACCAUUUUAAUCUUCUGGAUAUACUCAUCUUCACCAUUUCCCUGCAAUGUUCCUUCAGGUUUUAUCUUAUGUCCUGUGUUUUUUUUACAAUAUACAUGCUGCUACUGGGUGAAAUAAUAAGACGUCAUGUCCUCCUUUACCUCUGUUAUGCAGAUAACCUGUCUUUGUUCCGGGUACUGAAAACAAUACCAAUACUAAAUGUCUAGCUGAGCUCCAGAUGUGGGUGAUGCUAGUUGGCCAUGACUCAGUCCUAGUGAAACAGGUCCAUAUGCUAAUGCACGCCGACUCGCCUGUCUUCUGAUUACUUCCACUCCUAUCCAAGAUUUUUCACGUGCUGCUCCCUUACUCUGGAAUUCCCUACCUCUCCCCCUCAGACUCUCCACCUCUCUACAAAACUUCAAACGGGCUCUUAAGACCCAUUUCUUUACCAAACCCAGCCAACUCUCAUCCUAACCCUCUGUUCCACGCUCUCUAUGUACCCCAUCUGUGUCACCCCUGUCUGUCUACCCCUCCCCUUAGAAUGUAAGCUCUCACAAGCAGGGCCCUCUUCCCUCAUGUGCUUAUCCUUUUCUUACUUUAAUAAUCCUCAACUGCCCAAAUCCUGCAGUUUUUUGGCCAUCCUGGAACUUAUCUCUAUGUCAUUUACUGGUGUAGUUAUGCUUAGUUACCCUGUACUUGUCCUAUAUUGUCUUCAACUGUAAGUCACUGUUUUCCUGUUUUGAUUAUGUGCACAUGUACUCUGUAAUUGGGUGCUGCGGAACCCUUGUGGUGCCAUAUAAAUAAAGGAUAAUAAUAAUAAUGUAGAAGCUCAGCAACAAAUGGUAAGACUGCUGCUUUGCCGACCAGACCUACACUUAGGGGUUCAGAGUUUGUAUGGAACCUUUGUGUCCUGGAUGGUGGAGUGACACUUAGACAUCCGGUAUCAGCCAAAGAUCCUCAUCUGAGGACCAUAGCCAGACUCCAGUACUUAAGUCCCUCAGAAGAUCUACCUACAGUCAUACAUGCACUUGUAUCAUCACACAUAGACUACUGCAAUGUCCUCUACCUGGGUCUCCCAGCAAUAGAAUUGCACCGCUUGUAGCUUGUACAGAAUGCAGCAGCCAGGCUGUUACCUAACCAGCCCGUUCCUGCCACAUAACAUCCAUUCUCUGCUCCCUUCACCGGCUGCCUGUAAGAUGGUGACUAUUACAUAAUCUUACUGACUCUCCCAGGCCUACGUGACCAGGGUCAAAGGUACCAGAAGCAGCUUCUGCCUCCUUACUGCCCUGGUUACUUCCAUCUGCAGAUGGACUGUUACCAGCAGCACCAAGAAUCUGCCGUAAUUCAUUUGUGGAUGAUCUGUUAGCAUUGUAGCCCUGACCAUGGAACCUGCUGCCUCACACAGUCCAAGAGACCUCCACUCUGGAGACCACAAACAGACUGAUGACUGUUACAUUAAUGUUCCUUCACUUCCUAAAUAAUACAUCCCACAUGCUGAGUCCUUUAUUCUGUUCUACUUAUUGUGUAUCUUGUGCUCUGUGUAAAUGUGAAUGUAAAGUUCUGUGAGUGCUAUUGGGAGGAAAGUGCUGUAUAAGUAACAUUAUUACUGGUGAGAAUGACAGGAGUCAGAUCUAGUUACACCAUACGUUACAUAUACAGAAGGGGAAAUGUAUAAGUAACAUUAUUACUGGUGAGAAUGACAGGAGUCAGAUCUAGUUACACCACACGUUCCAUAUACAGAAGGGGAAAUGUAUAAGUAACAUUAAUACCGGUGAGAAUGACAGGAGUCAGAUCUAGUUACACCAUACGUGUUAGGCGCCGGGGUACCUUCCAUUGCUCUUUGCUCAAACCAUAUGUUUUUCUAGCAGAUUUCCUCGUAAAAAAUCUCAGGGGAGAUCACCAGUUAAUGUACAGGGUCAGCAGGAGUUCUUGGUUGAGAAGGUUCUCGAUUCCAAGUUGUCCCGGGGUCGGCUUUAUUUUUUGGUGCAUUGGAGAGGUUAUGGUCCUGAGGAAAGGUCG